Molecule: messenger RNA, 939 nt
Organism: Antechinus flavipes (yellow-footed antechinus)
Lineage: Eukaryota; Metazoa; Chordata; Mammalia; Dasyuromorphia; Dasyuridae
Product: procathepsin L-like
Exons: 7
Coding region: 1-939 (312 amino acids)
Biological process (GO): immune response
Cellular component (GO): lysosome
Molecular function (GO): cysteine-type endopeptidase activity
Source: RefSeq, a predicted model, not a curated record
AUGAAAUUUGGCCAUAAGAUAGCUAUCACCAAGAAGGAGGAGUCUUUUAGGAAACAGGUGUGGGAAAAGAACAUGAUGUUCAUUAAUGAUCAAAAUCUUCUCUACAAGGAGGGGAAGCUGAGUUACUAUUUGGGAAUGAAUAAUUUGGGAGACCUGACUGAUAAGGAAUUCAAGAGAAUGCUGAACCCUAGCAUGUUACAGAGGGUAAGAAGAGAUACUAUUACCAAGAAUUUUUCCAUUUUUUCUCACCUUCCCAAAUCAGUGGACUGGAGGGAGAAGGGCUUCAUCACUCCUGUUAGACAGCAGGGGAGGUGUGGCUCCUGCUGGGCAUUCUCAGCAACUGGAGCUGUGGAAGGCCAGCUCUUCCUGAAAACAGGCAAACUUGUGGAACUGAGUAAACAGAACUUAAUUGACUGUUCUAAAUUCCAAGGCUGUCGUGGAGGAACUGUCACUAGUGCUUUCGAAUAUAUUUUUAAAAAGGGCAUUGUCUCUGAGGAGUGCUACCCUUAUGUGGCCAAGAAAAAUUCAUUGUGCUCAUACAGAAGUGAAUGUGCAGCUGUUAAAAUCAGAGAUUAUGUGGUACUCCCUUUUGGAAAUGAAGAAAUUUUGAUGAAGGCUGUGGCAAUCGUGGGACCGGUGUCUGUGUCACUGAAUGUACGGAAGUCCUUGCACUUCUACAAAGGAGGAAUUUAUGUUGAACCAAAAUGCAAACGACGUAACACAAAUCAUGCUUUAUUAUUGGUUGGAUAUGGAUAUAAGGAAGGAAAAAAAGAUAAAAAGAGCAGAUUGGAAGAAGAAAACCAAUAUGAAGAGACAAAAUUCUGGAUUCUUAAAAAUAGCUGGGGUGUGAACUGGGGUAAAAAAGGCUAUGUGUACAUUGCAAAAGACAAGAACAACCACUGUGGUGUUGCUACGCGUGCCAUCUAUCCUAUUCUGUAA